AUGACGUCAGCAAUGGAAGAAGUUUUCAUCGUAUCGGCCGCCAGAACUCCGAUCGGCAAUUUCAUGGGAACACUCGCCUCGCUUAGCGCCGCUGAUCUUGGCGCCGUGGCAGUAAAGGGAGUGCUGGAGCGUGCCGGUGUCGGUCCAGCUGAUGUCAGUGAAGUCAUCCUUGGUCAAGCUCUAACCGCCGGGCAGGGACAGAAUCCAGCCCGUCAAGCCUCCAUGAAGGCUGGUGUACCGAAGGAAGUACCAGCAUACAACAUCAAUAUGCUGUGUGGGUCAGGCCUUAAAACGGUCGCCCUCGGUUAUCAAGCGAUACGUGUCGGCGAUGCUAGCGUGGUUGUUGCCGGUGGCCAAGAGUCGAUGUCAAAGUCGCCGCACGUCAUUCAUCUGCGCGGUGGUACUAAAAUGGGUGAAGCUAAGAUGGUCGAUUCGAUGCUGAACGAUGGCCUAACGGAUGCGUUCCAUGACCUUCAUAUGGGUAUUACUGCGGAAAACCUUGCCACAGAGUACAGCAUCAGCCGGGCGGAGCAGGAUGCUUUCGCUGCCAAGAGCCAGCAGCUGGCGCAAGAAUCGCAACAGAAAGGAUACUUCACGGAGGAGAUUGUACCGGUAGAGGUUCCGGGACGCAAAGAAACGAUCAAGUUUGCUGUGGAUGAAUACCCGAAGCAUGGUACCAAGGUGGAAGAUUUGGCCAAGUUGCGACCGUGCUUCGUCAAGGACGGUACAGUAACACCGGGUAACGCGUCCGGCAUUAACGAUUCAGCUGCAGCUGUACUGCUGAUGUCCGAGACCGAGGUCAAGAAGCGAAGCGCUAAACCACUGGCAAAGAUCGUAGCUUAUGCACAGACUGGAAUUUGUCCCAAGACGAUGGGUGCUGGACCGAUAUCAGCGGUGCAAGCUGUGUUGCAAAAAGCCGGUUGGAAGAUGGAUGACGUCGAUCUGUUCGAACUGAACGAAGCAUUCGCCGCUCAAGCACUGGCCGUAAACAAGGGUCUUGGUGUUGAUCCGGCGAAGGUGAACGUUGGCGGUGGAGCCAUCGCUCUUGGCCAUCCAAUUGGAGCAUCCGGUUGCCGUGUGCUUGUAACGCUUCUUUACGCGCUGAAGCGAACAGGCGGCAAAAAGGGAAUUGCAUCGCUAUGCGUCGGUGGUGGCAUGGGUGUCGCGUUGGCCGUGGAGCUGGUGUAA
This is a messenger RNA of Anopheles marshallii, 1188 nucleotides long. RefSeq names its product acetyl-CoA acetyltransferase (gene Acat2). The record is from RefSeq and is a predicted model, not a curated record. Gene Ontology annotation, molecular function: acetyl-CoA C-acetyltransferase activity. The coding region runs from base 1 to 1188 and encodes 395 amino acids. NCBI's taxonomy places the organism in Eukaryota, Metazoa, Arthropoda, Insecta, Diptera, Culicidae. Gene Ontology annotation, biological process: fatty acid beta-oxidation. The transcript is spliced from 4 exons.